AUGUCUUCACCAAAUCAAGCUACCACUCAAGACGUUUUUUCUUGGGAUAAACUGCGUGGCCUGCUAGAUGAAAAACUCAAAGACGUUACCAAGAAAUCAGAUUUAGUUGAAAUCAAAUCUACGAUUGAAGAACUGAGAGAAGAAAACAAGAAGCUAAAAAAUGAUGUUAAAAAACUGACAUCUCGUCUUGAAUUUAUAGAUCGUAAGUCCCGGUCAUCAAAUGUGGUUGUUUCUGGCUUGAAUGCUGUAAAUGUGAAUGCUGCCAGGGCUGAAUUUAUGAAUCUAUGUACAACGGUUCUUAAUGUAAAUACAAACGUAAUGUCUACGCGUAUAAUUUCUUCGGGGCGUUCAUUUUUGUUCUGUUUGGAGACAAGUAUGCAGGUUUACAACGUUAUUGCUGCCAAACACAAGCUAAAAGGUCAAACGAUAUAUAUAAAAAAAGAUUAUACCGAGGAGGAACAAAAUGUUCGUUUCAAUCUACGUCAAAUUAGCAAGAAGAUAAAUAAUUCCAACAAAACUAUUAAAGUUAGAAUGCGUGAAUUCUGUAUUUUAUAA
This is a messenger RNA of Calliphora vicina (urban bluebottle blowfly), 555 nucleotides long. RefSeq lists its product as uncharacterized. The coding region runs from base 1 to 555 and encodes 184 amino acids. The record is from RefSeq and is a predicted model, not a curated record. The transcript has a single exon. NCBI's taxonomy places the organism in Eukaryota, Metazoa, Arthropoda, Insecta, Diptera, Calliphoridae.